Messenger RNA from Apiotrichum porosum, 660 nucleotides. RefSeq lists its product as uncharacterized. NCBI's taxonomy places the organism in Eukaryota, Fungi, Basidiomycota, Tremellomycetes, Trichosporonales, Trichosporonaceae. The record is from RefSeq and is a predicted model, not a curated record. Gene Ontology annotation, cellular component: endoplasmic reticulum. The transcript has 6 exons. Gene Ontology annotation, biological process: sphingoid catabolic process. The coding region runs from base 1 to 660 and encodes 219 amino acids.
AUGUCAGCGCAAACAGCACCAGCGCCCGUCAGCCACCAGCAGGAGCACCUCGAGAAGGAGCUCGCCUUCUACGGCUCGUACCACUCGAACACUAUGAACAAGAUCAUCCACUUUUGCUGCAUCCCUCAGAUCUGGUGGUCCACCCUCAUCAUCUUUGGCCACGUCUUCAUCCCCGAGUUUGUCAACCAUGACCUCGCCCCGUACCUCUCGGCCCGUCUCUCGGUCGGCACCCUCUUCGCGAUCGCGUUCCAGCUCUACUACCUGAUCCUUGACCCCUUCAUUGGCGCCACCUACCUCCCGGUUAUGCUCAUCGAGUACUUCACGUCGGCAUACUUUGUCGCCCACCCUCCCGCGUGGCUGCCGUGGCAGACUGCUUUCGGCCCCACCCCGUCGUCGCUUCCCUUUGCGUCGGCCAUGUGGGUCAGCGCCUGGAUCUUCCAGUUCAUUGGCCACUUUGUCUUUGAGGGUCGUGCCCCGGCUCUCACUGAGAACCUCACGCAGGCCCUUGUUACUGCGCCGUUCUUCGUUCACAUCGAGACACUGUUUGGUGUCUUCAACUGGAACCCCACGCUCCACAAGCGUAUCAACAACGCCAUCUCUAAGCGCAUUGUGGCGAUGAACAAGGCCAACCGCGAGAAGGCAGCCAAGAAGGCCCAGUAA